Molecule: messenger RNA, 2439 nt
Organism: Phascolarctos cinereus (koala)
Lineage: Eukaryota; Metazoa; Chordata; Mammalia; Diprotodontia; Phascolarctidae
Gene: FOXS1
Product: forkhead box S1
Biological process (GO): anatomical structure morphogenesis; regulation of transcription by RNA polymerase II; cell differentiation
Molecular function (GO): RNA polymerase II cis-regulatory region sequence-specific DNA binding; DNA-binding transcription factor activity, RNA polymerase II-specific
Source: RefSeq, a predicted model, not a curated record
CUCAUUCCUCCCCCUCCUUCCGCACCUCCUCGUUCUCCUCUCCUUCCUCACAACCCUUAUUCUCUUCCUUCCCAACAGCUCCCCCAGAGGUCCCUCCAUCUUUAUAAUCCCCCCCCCAGUUUAUUCUCCCUUCAUUCUCACACUCUCGUCUUCUCCCCACGAGGGACAAGAACAGUUGGGCCCUUGUUUGAAAAGGGGAAAGGAUAAAGUAGUCAAGGGAGAGUGGGGUGACUGGAGAAGAAAUAUAAAGAGAAGGGAGAUUGUGAGAGAGAGCAGGGAAAAGGAAGAUAAGAAGGAAGAAGGCAAGAGAGAGAUGGGGAGAAGAGAAACAGGGAAGUUAAUAGAGAAGGCAAAGAUAAUAUGGGGAGGGACAGAAGGGAAAUAGGAGAGCUCUGAGCAUAGCUAAGAUUUAAUGGGAAGAAAAGUGCUGAGACAUAUAAGGAGGUGGAGGAGAGGCCAUAAGAAAGCUCGAGGAAGGAGAGGGGAGAGAAGCAGGAUAAGGAGGCAGCUGGGAAUCUCUAGUCCGACUCUGCAUUUCUUUUUUCAGUUCUGCCCAGCCAACCCAGCCUCUGCCUCAUCCUCCUGUUCUCCUUCCCCUGGGACCCUCAGCCCUGAAGCCUGUCGGGGCUGGGCCAAAGCUUGGCCCCUCCCUAGGCCCCCAGGAGCAGUGCUGUCUCUGAUCGGGACUGGCAGCUGGGUGGGAAAGGGGUGGGGGUAGAGCGGCCUGAUCCCUCCCCUCCAGCCUUUCCAGGCCACAGGGGCUGGGCUGGCCAAGGGCUUUUAACCAGCUGGAGGAGGCUCCUGACCGGCUUUUGGCGGUGAAGGCUUCUGGGAAAGGAAAGAGAUGCAGCCUGACUGUCCCACUCCACGGGGGCCCGGGAAUGGCCAGGGCGGGGAUUCAGCUCCCAGCCGGCAUGGCCAGGACCCGGGUCCCAGCCGCCCUGGGGAGCUAGCCAAGCCCCCCUACAGCUAUAUUGCCCUCAUCACCAUGGCCAUCCAGAGCUCCCCGGGCCAGAGAGCCACCCUCAGUGCCAUCUACCACUACAUCAUGGGUCGCUUUGCCUUCUAUCGAGACAACCGUCCUGGCUGGCAGAACAGCAUCCGGCACAACCUGUCCCUCAACGAGUGCUUUGUCAAGGUGCCCCGAGAUGACCGCAGACCUGGCAAGGGCAGCUACUGGACCCUGGACCCUGACAGCUACAACAUGUUUGAGAAUGGCAGCUUCCUGCGACGGAGGCGCCGCUUCACCCGCAAGAGGGGGUCUGAGCCUGACACUGAGACGCAGAGGAAGGCCAAGAGCAGGGCCCGUGGUGGGCCAGCUCGUGGGGGCUAUCGGUCCUCUGGGAUCCCAGACCCUCAUAGCGAUGCCCGAGAGCAGGAGGGGGCCUCUGGCCAGGCCAAGGCCACCACUGGACCGUGCUUAGCUCCACCACUGGAGCUGCCCGAGGCCCAGGGCCUGUGCCACACCAAUCCAGAGACGUCACCCAAUGAGAGCCUCUUUGGGGGACUUACAGAUACUCUCCCUACAACCCCAGCUGGUCUCUACCUUUCCACUUCUGAGCCACUGGCCCUGCCAGCCUCACAGAUGCUGAUGGACCUGAAGGAGCCUCCUGAGCCAGCCAAGUCUCCUGGACAGAGGGUGGACCCUCGAGAGCUGCCACCCUCCUCCUCCUCCUCCUCCUCUUCCUCUUCUGCCUCUCCAUGCCCAGCAUUCAGCCUGCCCCCAGUCUUCCCUGCCCCUCAGGGCCCUCAGCCCUCCCCAGCCCGAUUCCCCGAGGGUGAGGCCUACGGCAAGACAGGGCUGCCCAUCUUUGGCAACUUUGGUGGGGCUGAAGCUCUGGGUGGCAGCUACCAGUGCCGUGUGCAAGCCCUGAGCUUCUGCAUGGACGAGCGGGGCUGUGGCCCAGCCCUGGAUCAUCUGCUUGCACCCACUGCAGCUGCCCCAGCCACCCCCACUCAGUCACCUCCCUUCCAAUCCCCACUACCCCUUCGGGGGAACCAGAAGGAGCCCUGGACUGGGGGGCCAUUCCCACUCCAGGGAGGAGGAAGCUACCAGCUAGGGCUACCCCACUGCCUCUAUCGGACCCCAGGCAUGUUCUUCUUUGAAUGAAGUUUCCCUCCUGGUCUUCUGCUUCUUCCCCUGUACAACCAGGCAGGCCCCCCCACCGCUUCAUGCAAGGACAUGCUAAAGAAUGGACUCUUACCUGAGGGCUAAAGCCAUUUGAUCCUCUUCAGGUGAAGACACCCUGCUCAAUCUGUCCCCAGCACACUGGGUCUCUGACAGAAAGGGUGCCAGAGGUGGCAGACAGUAGGGCUCUCCCUAGGUGAAGAUGGGGGACAGUGAGAGCUUUGGUUCCCAAAGCCAGAUGAAAAAACUAAGGAUUAAAUCAGAGAGCUGGAAGGGAUUUUGGAGGUCAUCUAAUCCAACGCCCUCAUUUU